UUCCCAGACUCUGUAACACUGUCCAUAUCAUGUGAUGGCAAAAUGGUGGAGGAAUACAACUUUUACGUGGAGCUUUCCACAAAUCCUGUGCGAUUUGAGCCCAUUAGCAAAGCAACAAACGUUUUCUACGAUGAAGUCAAACGACAGGUGUUUGCUGUACGCUCAGGUGGAGCUCUUGGUGUUGUGGUCCGAGGCCCAGAUGAACGAACAAGCACAACUUUCAGAAUGGAAGACAAAGGUCCUGUCAUCUCAAUCAAGUUUUCGUACGACCUGAAAAUAUUAGCCAUUCAGAGGUCACAGAAGACUGUGGAAUUCAUCAAUUUUCACACUUCGGUGGAUUCAGCUGAAUAUUCUCAGAGUUGUAAGGGUAAGAACACCAAGAUCAUUGGCUUCAAUUGGACUAACAUCAACGAAGUAGUUUUCGUCACAGACCAUGGACUGGAACUCUACCAAGUCAUCCCAGAGAAGAAGACACUGAAAUCUCUCAAGAACAUCAACAUCUCGGUCAACUGGUUCGUCUUCUUUGCUGAUAACUCGCUGCUCCUAUUGUCCUCAUCGACGCUAGGCAAUGUACUCAAUCCAUUCCAUUUUAAGGCUGGUACCAUCCUCAAGAUGGCAAAGUUUGAUGUUGAUUUACCACAAGUUCCCAAACCGGCCAAACUCUGUCUGCUGGAACGAGACGUAACUAUUGCCAAUCUUUAUAAGCAUCUGUACAUUGUUGUUCUUCGACAUCAGCCAAGGGGACCAAGCAGUAAAGGAGCAGAAAUUGUUCUCUAUCAACUGCAGAAGGAAUCUCCAGCCAAGAAGACUGACGUCCUCAAGCUGAACAUGUCCGGCCGCUUUGCUGUAAAUGUUGUCGAUAACUUGGUUGUGGUACACCACCAGGCUUCAAAGACGUCCAUGAUAUUUGAUAUCCGGCUGCCAGUGACAGAAAGUGACGGAUACGUCAACUACCACUACCCAGUCCUGGCACCAUUACCCAUCAGGCCUAUCAAGCUGAGGGUUGCUGGGAUACCGACGCAGACGGGACUAGAAAUGCGCGAGGUCAACAUUGAUUUGUACUCACCCAACUGGGUGGUGUUCCAACCCAACACGGUGAUUGAUGCCCGGCUGGGAUGUCUGUGGCAUGUCCAUCUCAGACUGGAGCCACUGGUCACAAUGAUCCCAGAAAAGUGCCGUCUGAUCGACUUUCUACUUUUAAGGAAGGAAAGCAAAAAGGUGAUCUUGGUAGUUUGCAAGCAAGUCUUAUUGCCGGGGCAACAGUGUAGCCUAGCGAUUAUUGCACGGAUGUUUGACAAGCUCAACCAGGUCUAUCGCAACUUCCUUGAAGACGAACAGUUGGCAGCCCAGAACCCUGAAGGUGGUGGAACUCCUAAAGCAGCCGCAGCUAGACCUGCUAUCAUCAGAAAGAUUGUCAUUGAUCAAUCGGACAUGUACACGCAUGUAUUGACACCCAUUGCUGAACGCAAAGACAUCAAGUAUAAGUUUGUUGUAGCAGUGCUGGUGGAAUACAUCAGGUCACUCAACCAUUAUCAAAUCCCUGUUCAGCAUUUCCUGUACGAGUUGGUCAUCAAUACCUUGGUCCAUCACAACUGUUUCUAUCAACUGCAUCAAUUCCUGCAAUAUCACGUCUUAAGCGACUCUAAGCCCAUUGCUUGCCUACUGCUGUCAUUAGAGAGUUGUUACCCACCGGCACAUCAACUAGCACUGGAUAUGCUCAAGAGGGUGUCAACAGCAAACGAAGAGAUAGUUGAAGUGCUUCUGUCUAAAAACCAGCUGCUUGCCGCUCUGAGGUUUCUCCGUAGUGUCGGGGGUGCCGAUAGUGCCUCAGCUAGGAAGUUCCUUGAUGCUGCGCUGAACACAGCAGACAGCAUGCUCUUCUACACAGUCUUCAAGUUCUUUGAGCAGAGGAACAUCAAACUCAGGGGACAUCCUCAGUUUAUGCCAGGUGAACAUUGUGAGAAGUAUGUGAAACAUUUUGAGGCGACGUUCGGUAUCGAGUCACUUGCCCCUUUACCUUAACAUCUACCGCGCUCCUGUGGACUAUUUCCCAUCAAGCAACCAUCUUGGACUUGUACCCUGAUCAUGUGUUGUUUGCCAUAUGUUAAGUUUUAACAUGGCACCAGGCGCCAGACUGUUUAGGAGCCUAGCUUUUACAUGUACGGCCACGUCUAUUGUCAGCGUACUUCCAGGUAAUUUGUAAAUUAUGUCAAAGUCUCAAAGACCUUCUGGUAGACACUGACCCUGGAAAAUAUAUUUCCCAAGAAUUAACGUCUUGGGAAUUCAAAGGAAUUGGAGCAAGGCCGUUUCAUUUCCAUUUUGUAAAUGAGACUGUUGGUGUAAAUAUUAAUAUUGUUGAACAAAAUGGCGACUUUCAAUUUGAUACUGGUAGUCGUACGCGAGUAUCACUGCGUUGCCUAUCUAAUUAGUGAUUCUUGAUCACCAAAAUUCACAAUAGAAUUUCUACGCGUAGUGCAUAUAUUUAUUUUAAAGGUAGAGUCCAUCAUUUGUAAUUUGUGCAUUUUGUUCGUUUGAAGCAACAAAAGAGUUCAAAAUC
Messenger RNA from Patiria miniata (bat star), 2557 nucleotides. Its product is annotated as regulator of MON1-CCZ1 complex-like. Gene Ontology annotation, biological process: regulation of autophagy. The coding region runs from base 43 to 2022 and encodes 659 amino acids. Gene Ontology annotation, molecular function: protein binding. The transcript is spliced from 18 exons. NCBI's taxonomy places the organism in Eukaryota, Metazoa, Echinodermata, Asteroidea, Valvatida, Asterinidae. Gene Ontology annotation, cellular component: lysosomal membrane; Mon1-Ccz1 complex; late endosome membrane. The record is from RefSeq and is a predicted model, not a curated record.